CAGCUCGAAGCAGCAGAAAGAGAGAGGCAAGGGGAAGAGAGUGAAGAGAGAGGGAUCCAGAGAGAGAAAGAGGGGGAAUCUGUUGAUUCAUCAGAGUCCCUUUUUUAUACAAUUCUUUGAUUUAAAGGAAAUUAAACGACUAUUUUUUCCGUAAAAAGGACAUUUUUAUACAAAAGCAUCCUAAGUUAUUCUUAGAUUUUUUUAAAAACUCUUAUUUUCUUCGCAUCCCUCCCUCAUCCUCCCCCUCUUCCUCCUCCAUUUCUUGUUUAAAGAGGAGCGCGUCUGCGGAGUGUCUUCCAUCGCCUUUUAUUUAUUUUCUUUUAUUUUGUUCGAGACCCUUCAGUCUUCCGUUUGUCCGCGAGCGCAAAAAACACGAGGCGCCCUCCCUCCUCCCUACGGUGGGAGCUGUCCGGUGCUGAAGUUGCAUUUCCUUCCUUCCCUGCAGGAGGACUGAACCGGGCCAGGCAGGGACACUCAAGCAGAACACUAACUCUUUUGACCGGAUCAUUUGCCUGCUCGGUUCACCACAACCUGAAGACAAUCGACCCCUCUCCUCGGUGUGUUGACGGGCGGGAUCGCCACGCUGGCCAGGCCGUCGGCGAUCGGCUUUGCAUCCACGAGAGUGUGCGCGCGUGUGUUUGUGUCGCUGCGUCCGCGUGUACGUUGUGUUUGUGGGAGCGUGCGUGCCGGCGUCUCUCCCCAUCAUGCCAAGGUCUUUCCUGGUGAAAAAGGUGAAACUGGAUGAUUUCUCCACCGGGGCGGACCUGGAACACGCCUACCGGCACAGGACGGACCUCAGCCUGCGGCUGCAUGACAAAGCUGCCUACAUCAGUGACUACAUCAGUCCUGUCGUGUAUGAUGGUGAGAGUGAUGGAGGCAUCAAGGUGCCCUCUCCAGAUCCCCUCUAUGACGGGAUCCACAGCGACUACGGUGCCCCCGACUCAGAGUCUCCGGACAGCCCAGGCUCAGAAAUCACGGAUGGCUACAUCAACGGCGACACCGCAGUGAGUGAAGGAUACACAGUCGAUGCCUUCUUCAUCACCGAUGGCCGUUCGAGAAGAAAAGCCCUCAGCAGUCCCCGGAGCAUCCAGAGGCACACCUGCAAUGAGUGUGGCAAAACCUACGCCACGUCUUCCAACCUGAGCCGGCACAAACAGACACACCGCUCGCUUGACAGCAAGCUGGCGAAGAAGUGCCCCACCUGUGGGAAGGUGUACGUGUCCAUGCCUGCCAUGGCCAUGCACCUGCUCACUCAUGACCUCAAGCACAAGUGUGAUGUGUGCGGGAAAGCGUUCAGCCGACCGUGGCUCCUGCAGGGCCACAUGCGAUCCCACACUGGAGAGAAACCAUUUGGGUGCGCCCACUGCGGGAAGGCUUUCGCAGACCGCUCAAACCUGCGCGCCCACAUGCAGACCCACUCGGCCUUCAAGCACUUCAAAUGCAAACGCUGCAACAAGACCUUCGCGCUCAAGAGUUAUCUGAACAAGCACUACGAGUCUGCCUGCUUCAAAGGCCCCUUCUCCCCUCUCGGCCCAUUAGAUGCAUGACAACCUACAAAGAGAUCAAAUGAGGGUCAAAACUGCAGACACAAGUUACCAUUAUCCUUAAAGACUAAACUGCAGACAGUAUAUUUUUGGUUAGAAUGAGACCUUGCUCUACCCCCCACCCCCCCCCACCCCCACCCUCCUCUCCCUCGGAGGCUGUCCACAAUGAUGAAUAUGAUGAAGAUAGCACAAUUUUUCUUCUUGAGAUUUUCCCACUUAAGGAUUUAACUGAUCGAAGCAUGCACUUCCUUGAAGUCUCUUCACCUCCUCUUUUCUCUGUCUGUUCAGGACAGAGACAUUGAUAUUACCGCAGCUUCCUCCUGGCAUCUAGACACAAUAUGACUGCAUAUAUUUUGGAACAUUGAUGAAGAUGAGAAUGAUGACAAAGACAAUAGCGAUCAUAUAGCUACUAGUUUUCUUCAUGCACUGAAAUGCAGUGAAAGUGUUUUUUUCAUUCUAAUUCCGCUUUUUUGGGGGAAAAGUAGUAAUAAGAAUAGUGAUAAUAAUGAGGAUAAUAUUCAUAUUGCUCUGCUGCACCAAGUGACCAUAAUCUCUCCACUAUUGAGGUAAAACAAACUAUUUAUGUAUUUAUUUAUUUGAGCAAUUUUUCUUUUCAUUAUUUUUUUGUAUAUUUAAGCUUGAUUUUAUGAGAACAGAUGACGUUUAAUUUGCACUUUAAGUUUUGGAUAUGUCUUUUUACCACUACAGGCCAAAGCAUAUGUCACUUUUUUGAGAAGUUUUUUUCUAUUAUGUUGUUUACCUUCUUUUUUAUUAACAUUAUUGCAUGCAAAAAAAAAAAAAAAUUAUGAAACCUAUGCCAACCACUUAAAAAAAGCUUAUGAAUAUUUGCCAAAAUUCCUAUAGAUAGAACCUGAGGGCAAUAUUUUUCUCUUGGAGCCUCCAUAGGAGUCUUUAAAGCAAUAAUCACUUAAUGCAUGGAAUUUUAUGAUGAAGUUAUGAAGUAUUACCUACUACUGUAUAGCAGUUUGAAGAAUCAGGUAUGUUUUACUUCACCUAUAGUCAUAAACUGAAAAAUACUAACAUUGCAGACAUCAGGGAUCAUGCCAAUGUAGUGUUAGAGUGACGAAAAGAAAAGUCCCGUCUUUCCUUUCUUUUUAUGCACUGCCUGCCUCUUAGUAAGUAGAACUAAAGUAGGAUGUAGGCUUUGAGAGACUGGGAUCAGCUGCCUGCUGGGUGUGGGGCCUAUUGUAGGAUAACUGUGAUGUGAUUAUGACAGACCUGGCAAAUUUCUGCAUCAUCCAGUCAACUGAUGCACAGGUGCAUUCCAAAAUAUUUAAUAUCACAGAAAUAUUCAUGUAUGUCAGUAACUCAAUUCAGAAAGGGGAGCUUAUAUUUUUACACACAAAGUGAAAUAUUUAAAAUUCUGUGUCUGUUAAUUUGUUGAGCUCAUGAAAAGCCAACACUUACCGUCUCAGAAAAUAUAAAUACUAAUGAAACUGAUUUUAAAUGAGAGAAUGUUCAUCUUUGGCCAUGUUAUGACCUACACAAAUAAGACAACUGACUUGAUGAUCCUUUCCUCUUGACACCUAUACAACAAAGUUUAAGUGACAAAAAGUCAUUGCUAAAGAAGCAGGCUGUUCAAAGAGUGUUUAAUCCAAGCAUAAUAACUGAGUUGAGUGGAAUGAAAAACUGUGGUAGAAAAAUAAAGCAAAGGCAACAGGGAUAUGUGUAGCCAUGAAAAGAUUAGUAAGCAAAGAGUGACAGAGCCAUGAUUGUGUAGGCCAUGGCACAACAUUUCUGUAUUAAAAUAUUUUUUAUUGGUACUACACAAUAUUCAAAUUCUCUGGGAAACAUAGUUUUGGGUUUUCAUUAGCUGUAAACCUUAAUCAUUAAACUGAACAAACAUACUGUAUAAGAAGUCUAUAAAAUCAAUGUGUUUCUCUUUUUAAUUAAAUUACUGAAAUAAAUUAAUCUUUCCAUAAUAUUAUAAUUUACCAAGCUUGACUUGUAUUUUGCUGUUAUGAUCAGCAAGAAACCAAAAAUAAUCCAACUGAAUUUUGUUGUGUACAAAUCCAAACUGAGAGACGACGUGUAAUUCGCAGCAUUUUUCAUUGGAAAAACCAGGGCAAAGUUUGGUGCAUUGCUGAAGCUGGGCUGAGGUCAGCUGUGACUGCAUUGCAUUAUUCAACCAUCUCCCCCUGAGUGCUUCCACAACAUAAGCUGUGCAUUCUUCAACAACAGAAGCAGGCUGCACUUUAACUGGCCGGUCUGAUUACAGUUCACAGUUUCAUGCUGCAGCUGCAUGGAGUAGGGUCUCCAUAUUCUGUAGCAGGUCCCCCCUUCACCCUCACUCACCCACUCCGUAGACCCCAUAAAUCAUUUAGCUUGUAAUGUAGGUGGUCAACAGCAGUGAUGCUGAACCCAGUUCUCUGCAGCUCAGAAACCUUUUUUUCAGAGUCAUGGAGCUUCCCACGAGGCAGACUGAAGACAGAAAUACAUUUUCAGAGCGUAAUUAUGUCAAUCUGUGACACUAUACAGUUUGUACAUAUUGUAAAUUUGAGCAUAAACAUUCAGAAAUGUGUUAACAAGUGCAUCCAUAUGCAUGUAAGCACACAGUGCCUGGUGAUAAGCCAUUUAGAAUAACAAAAUCUGUGUUAAAUUACAUUUAGUUGUGUGGAUCCCUUAGCUUUGACAAUUACACUGCUUACUGAGGACUGACAGAAAUGUUUUUGACUGAAGAAAUCUUGUAGAUUAGACAGACCACUCAAAUAAUUAUAGUUUUCUUAACUUGUAACAAACACAGAAGAGAAAAUUACAUAAAUGUUACUUUACUCGCAAUGAUGUUUUGAAGGCAAAAGGUCUAAAGUAAGAAGUGUCAGAAGAUUUUAUGUUUGUUUCAAUGAUCGCUAAAACAAAAAAAGAAAAAAAAAAGUGUUGAUUAGACUUUGGUUAAAGGGUAAGCAUAGUUUUAUUAUUUCUUUGAAAAUAAGAACGUGAAUCAGCAAGUUGUGGAUGUUGUGUAGUCAUCGAUGGAAAGAUUUAGAAUUUAGUUAUGUAAGAUGAAUCAAAUUUUCAGUCAUAGAUUGCCAGCUUUUUGAAGCCUACUGUUAUUUUCUUUCAGUUGGCAAUUCUUCAACAUUUACUGCUUCAGCUCUGCACAUGACGUCUUUAUAGCAAAUUCAUAUAAAAAGAACCAAAACGCAGCUAUUAUAAUUCAUAACGUAAUUCAAAGGUAUAAUUCGUUAGAGAUGUGGUAAUAAUCAGGAGUUUUAACAGCCAUAGCAACCUCAACUGCAAACACAUGAUGAAGCUCUGACUCUGUUCUUGCUUUACUGUCUCAAAGAAUUGGUGGAUAGACUUUGCACUCUAUUCAAACUGUCUUCUGGGUGUUUGGCUGAAACUCUCAUGAGGCUCUUCAGUGGUUUUAAACCAAAAGGAAUACAUUAUGAAGUCUGUCUGCUUGAGUCUUUCUCCUGGUGAGCUCCUGGUCUGGCCUCUUUAAGUACUUCCAUUGUAGUCAUCUCCACCCUUAAAGAAAGUAGCACAAUGAAACUAACUAGAAAUCAGGUAGAGAAGAAUUAUAUAUAAAAAAACCACUUGUACUAGCUUGACCUCUCUCGUCUUCUUUUGUAUUUCCAAGUUAAAGAAUGAUGAUAUCCUAAAUAGUCAUUUAUUGCAGGAGGGUUUGUAAAGAAUCCUUUGGAUUGAGACGUUUUUACUGCUGUAUAGUGAUAUCUAACAUACCUUACCUCAGGAGGGUUGGAUCUCUUUUGCAGAGUGAGGAUCUCCUGUGAGUUUUUUUUUGAGCCAGUAUUCAGACAAUGUAAGCACAAUGAUCACAAGCAUUUUGUGGCACUUCAUAAUAAAGAAUAAUCUUAACCAACCAAG
Molecule: messenger RNA, 5393 nt
Organism: Girardinichthys multiradiatus
Lineage: Eukaryota; Metazoa; Chordata; Actinopteri; Cyprinodontiformes; Goodeidae
Product: transcriptional repressor scratch 1-like
Exons: 2
Coding region: 705-1547 (280 amino acids)
Biological process (GO): regulation of DNA-templated transcription
Molecular function (GO): RNA polymerase II cis-regulatory region sequence-specific DNA binding; DNA-binding transcription factor activity, RNA polymerase II-specific
Source: RefSeq, a predicted model, not a curated record